AUGCCACUGAAGACGCUCGACUCUAGUAGCCAGCACCAGCUCUUUGACGAUGUCCUGGAAUUGACCUCCGCGAAGACGGCUGAUCACGACCUUCAAUAUCUGACCGCCCUUCGCGCAGCACACCCAGACCUGAUUGUGACAACCAUUCCACAAAACAAUGUCCCUUUGCUUGCGUUUGCCGGAUCAGGCCAUGCUACGUACGAGCUCGACAAGGAAACCGACUCCUAUGCAGCUUGGAGAGGAUAUGUAGGGCCAUCAGCUGCCACUCGCACCGGUGCUGUUGCUGAGGCGGUGCACUUCGCCAAAUAUCACUACAAAUGGAACAACGAAGACUUCAUGCUGUACUACGUCAACGGCCUGCAGUACGUGCUCAAGGAGAGGAAAGGCUCGGAGCAUCCAUUUGGGCCAUCGAGAAUUACCGAUGAACUGAUCAAAGCUGUAAGUGUCUGGCUCUUGGACGGCGUUGUCUGGGUCUACGACAAUUAUUGGUUUCAAGAUAAGAAGCUUUUCCAGGAAGUUAAGAAGUCGAGUUGGGACAAGGUCAUCUUGGACGAAGGCAUGAAGAAGGAGAUCAGUCAGACAGCUGAAAAGUUCUUUGACUCCAAGGACGUAUACGAUGAUCUUGGAGUGCCUUGGAAACGAGGCCUUCUCUUCCAUGGACCACCAGGAAAUGGCAAGACGAUAUCCAUUAAGGCCUUGAUGCGAACUUUGCUUCUAGAUCGGAAGCAUCCAAUUCCAACGCUCUACGUGAGGUCGGCCAAGUAUACUUACAAUAUCAAUGAUGUCUUCCGGCAGGCGCGAAACUUGGCGCCUUGCAUGCUGAUUCUGGAGGACAUUGAGACGAUCGUAACGCCACAGACGAGAAGCUACUUCUUCAACCAGAUGGAUGGGCUUGAAGACAACAGCGGGCUUUUUGUGGUCGGGUCCACCAAUUAUCUGGACAGACUUGAUCCUGGCUUGACCUCCAGACCAAGCAGAUUCGACCGGAAGUACUUGUUCCCCCUGCCGAACGAACACGAACGCACGCUUUAUUGUCAAUAUUGGCAGCGGAAGAUCGCCCACAAGCCGGAUAUAAAAUUUCCGGAUCGGCUUUGCCCGGCAAUGGCAUCCAUCACGGAUGGCUUCUCCUUCGCCUUUCUGCAGGAAGCUUUCGUGGCCAGUCUGCUGUACAUCGCUCAUGAGGCGGGUAAGACCGCUAAAUACGACGAUGAUCUGGAGAAAUACCAGCUUUGGAGAGUUUUCAAGAAGCAGGUCGACACUCUUCGAAAGGAGAUCCGAGAGGAGAGCACCUCGUUACCAGAGUCCGAAACAAUGGACAAUGGGCCUGUUAGUAACGACCAGGUAUUCCAGAGCCUCGAGGAUACGGUCGAUGGAGGCAGAGGCCAGCAGAUGCGACAUGGUAUGGUGAUUACUGGCAAGAAUGAGCGUGCCAUAUCUCAUGCCUUUGGGCAGCUGGACUUACGCAGUAGUGAUGAAGAGGUCGUGACUUUGCCAUACUCCAAAGGCCAUUUCAUCAACUCUGCGGCGUUCUCAGAUGGCUUGAACAGCAUUGUAUAG
Messenger RNA from Pseudocercospora fijiensis CIRAD86, 1557 nucleotides. RefSeq lists its product as uncharacterized. NCBI's taxonomy places the organism in Eukaryota, Fungi, Ascomycota, Dothideomycetes, Mycosphaerellales, Mycosphaerellaceae. Gene Ontology annotation, molecular function: ATP binding; ATP hydrolysis activity. The transcript has 2 exons. Gene Ontology annotation, biological process: protein import into peroxisome matrix. The coding region runs from base 1 to 1557 and encodes 518 amino acids. Gene Ontology annotation, cellular component: cytosol; peroxisomal membrane. The record is from RefSeq and is a predicted model, not a curated record.